AUGAAUAUUGAAGGGGAGGAGGUGAGGGUUGGGGGGGAUUUAGAGAUAGGGUGGGGGGGGAUAGGGGGUUUGGAAAUAUUGAGGGGGGGGGAUGUAGGGGGGAAUAUUUGGUGGGGGGGAGUGGGUAGGGGGGGGGUGGAUAAGGGUUGUGGGAUUGGUGGGGUUUGUGGGUAUGGGGCUGGGGUGUAUGUGAGGGGUGUGGGGGGGUGGUUGGUGGGGUGGGGGGUGGUGAUUUAUGGGGGGGGUGGGGAGGGUGAUGGUGAGUGUGUAGAGAGAUGA
Knipowitschia caucasica is the source of this 279-nucleotide messenger RNA. NCBI's taxonomy places the organism in Eukaryota, Metazoa, Chordata, Actinopteri, Gobiiformes, Gobiidae. The record is from the annotation of a GenBank genome assembly.